AUAGUGACGCUGUGUAGCAACGUCACAGGAUGCGCGAAUAUAAACUGGUCGUCCUUGGCUCGGGAGGUGUGGGAAAGUCUGCGCUGACUGUACAGUUUGUUCAGGGAAUAUUUGUUGAGAAGUAUGACCCAACAAUAGAAGACUCCUACAGAAAGCAAGUUGAAGUAGACUGCCAACAGUGUAUGCUUGAAAUCCUCGACACGGCGGGAACAGAGCAGUUUACAGCAAUGAGAGAUCUGUAUAUGAAGAAUGGCCAGGGGUUUGCACUAGUAUAUUCUAUAACUGCACAGUCAACGUUUAAUGACUUGCAGGACCUGAGAGAACAGAUCUUGCGAGUGAAGGACACUGAAGAUGUUCCCAUGAUUCUGGUUGGCAACAAAUGUGACUUGGAAGAUGAGCGAGUAGUGGGCAAAGAAUUGGGGCAGAACCUAGCAAGACAAUGGAACAACUGUGCCUUUUUAGAGUCCUCCGCAAAAUCGAAGAUCAAUGUUAAUGAGAUCUUUUAUGACCUGGUCAGGCAGAUCAAUAGGAAAGCGCCAGUGGAAAGGAGUAAAAAGAAGAAAUCACAAUGUAUGCUGCUUUAAACUUCUGCUAUGCAGCAGGUCUGAGCCAGGUAUGAAGAACUGUUGCCUAAUUGGAAAGUGCUAGCAUUUCCAAUUUCAAAAGAAAAUUAACAUAUCUGAAGAGGCUUCACCCGUUUUUAUAUCUUCAAUUUAAAAAGAUCUCAGAAGACCGUUUGCACAUACUGUUCCUGAAAUUUGCCAUGUGCAUCGCUUGAACAGACAGUAUUUUCACCUUUUUGCAUAGUGGUUAUAGCCAAUGUGGAUUUAAUGAUGAGUUAGUUGUAUGAUUAUACAAAAAAAAAGCAUGGACACAUUUCCAAUGUUGUAGAUGUUGCAAGUGAAAUUAAGAGUUGAUUACAUAUUGGCCUUUUAUCAUUGCACCUCUUCUCCCUCUCAAGCACUAAUAGUUCAUUGGUUUUUGACAUUUUUAGUCCAUAUUGUUCUUGAUGGACUUAUCCCAACAGUUAACAUCUACUUUUGGUCAUUGUGACUCCAUUUUAUAUUGGGAUGUUGCAGGAUCAUCUUACUUUCACUAUACAAUUGUAUUCUAAUUAAAAUGUUUUGUGCAUAAUGCUUUGGAAAAUGGGGUCUUUUAUAGGAAAAUUGUGGAAAGCUGAUUUCUAUGUCUCUCAAAGCUGAAAAUAUAUUAUACUAAACCAACUCUAAAUUGGCUUCCUGGGUCUCAUUUGUUUUCUUACGAAUCUAAUUUUCUUUAACAUUUUGGAUCAGUGUGUUGCAUUGCAGAUAUGGCAGGAUAUUUCAGACUGGGAAAUUCUGGCACUAGACUGCUGCAUGCACUGUUUUACACCUCCCCGUCCUCUUACGCAACACAAUACAAACCCUCCUUUUCUCAGCUGCAAAACCCUGAACUUAUCAUGAGUUUCAAAGGCAUCUUCGGAUACAUGUAAUGGUCAAUGGAUCAGAGUUUUUAAAGAUUGUUAGCUCCAGGUAUUUCUGCUGUUAUUAAAAACGUUAAUGGUC
This is a messenger RNA of Leucoraja erinaceus (little skate), 1544 nucleotides long. RefSeq names its product RAP1A, member of RAS oncogene family a (gene rap1aa). The record is from RefSeq and is a predicted model, not a curated record. Bases 30 to 584 code for a protein of 184 amino acids. NCBI's taxonomy places the organism in Eukaryota, Metazoa, Chordata, Chondrichthyes, Rajiformes, Rajidae. Gene Ontology annotation, cellular component: plasma membrane. Gene Ontology annotation, biological process: cellular response to cAMP; negative regulation of synaptic vesicle exocytosis; Rap protein signal transduction. Gene Ontology annotation, molecular function: GTP binding; GDP binding; GTPase activity. The transcript has 7 exons.